AUGUGCGUUGGUAGCGCAGUGGCUGUGGCGCCGCUCGCUAUUCGGAAGGACCUUGGUUCGACCCCAUGCACCGCCCAACACAGGCGCCUUGAGGAAUGGGUAGUGCUGAGUGCACGGGGACUAGACACAUCUAUACUUGGCCUACACGAGUAUAUGUUUGAACGCCAGAAGUCUUAUGGAGCACCUCACCCACGACUCAGUGACGCGAGGAACAGUGAAACACCUGGGAGAGGCCCAAUUAUGGGAAACGUCAGACUCAAGGAUUGCUCCGUUGGUCUUCAUCUGAACCUUGAACAUCCUUGCACAUCAGCACAGUACGUUACAAUCGACGGCGUCAAACUACUAAUCUAA
Messenger RNA from Bursaphelenchus okinawaensis, 351 nucleotides. Lineage: Eukaryota; Metazoa; Nematoda; Chromadorea; Rhabditida; Aphelenchoididae. The record is from the annotation of a GenBank genome assembly.